Monomorium pharaonis (pharaoh ant) is the source of this 1712-nucleotide messenger RNA. RefSeq lists its product as uncharacterized. The transcript has 4 exons. NCBI's taxonomy places the organism in Eukaryota, Metazoa, Arthropoda, Insecta, Hymenoptera, Formicidae. The record is from RefSeq and is a predicted model, not a curated record. Bases 213 to 1163 code for a protein of 316 amino acids.
UCGUGCAAAAAGUUGGUGCAGCAAGCUAUAUUAGUAAGAUCGGUGCAAGUGAACCGCUUGAUUAUCCGGAUUUUCCACUGAAGACUUCACGAACCUGGAAAAAGAAAUCGAUAUUUCCUCGGUAGAGGAAAAUCUCUGAAGAAGGACGAGUGAACAGAAAAAGAGCCGUUACGAAGAAACUCAAAGACGCGCGGAUUAAAAUCAAAGCUGAAAUGGCUGGCUGCGUCAGUUUCGUUUUGAUUACGAUCGCGACGGCGAUCGCGAUAACGGAAUCGAGGGUGAUCCCGACCGAGCCUGUUUCGGUCACGCUGGACGCUUACGGCAACCCUGUAAUGUUUCUGCGAGAGAAGAGGACGAUCGUGCGCCCUUAUCCGCACAGAACGAUGAUGUUCACUGGUUACUACAGGCCGAUACGUCGUACGGGUAACAACGGCGGCCAGGCAACGGGCGUCUUCGCGCAAGGAAAUGCCGUGAGCGGCGAAGCCUUUUUUAGCGGUGCACACACGCCGCAUUUUAAGGGCGGCCCGGAACCGAUCGGGGAACCGGAGGUGUCCAGCGCCGAGGCGCAAGCGGCGCCGGCGCCAGAGGAGGAGCAGGAGCGCGAAUAUCAUCACCAUCGGAACGAGGUGCAUCAUCGCGAGGAGGAGUAUCUUCAUCACGACGAGCCACAUUAUCAUCACCAUCAUCAUCAGGAUACGCUGACUCCUCAGGGACAUCACGAAUUGGAACAGAUUCCGUUAACUACAGAGAUUGCGGAACAACCAACGGAAAAACCGAUCACUGCCACGGGAGCGUCUCGACCGAAUGUACAUCAUACCAAGAAAACACAUAAGACACCCGUGACUAUCAAUCACGACGACGAUGACGAUGAUGACGAGGACGAGGUGGAUGAGGAAAAUGACGAACCGCCUAUGCCGUUCGUACCAUUCAAAGGCAACAGACGCCGCCAGGGAUAUCCCCAUCUGAACAAUUUCUUCCCUAUGAUCUUCAGCUUCCCGAGACUGGCAACUCGCGCUGGAUCCUCCGGGUCUCUUCCUGGUGCGAUCACUGCAAUCGCGAAUAGUUACUCCACGGGAAAAGGCGGAGUCGCUAGCUCGGUAGCCACUGCCUACGGCAACUCUCCGAUUGGGAAGAAACGACGCAUACAGCCAUAUAAGGAAUAAUAAUUUCUAAAGUGAUCGACACUAUCGGCGACGGAAAGUGUGAGAAUCUGGAAGCUUUUAGGAUAAAGUUACAUUCUUCUUUAGACAUCUCGUACUUUAUCCAUGUAGUUGUCAAGAAUUUUUAUAUAUAUUUUUCAAAUAUUUGUCAAAUAUAAUCUUUGACAUUUAGGAAAAAAUAAUACCUAACAUCGCAUGGAAAUGUUUCCGAUAAGACAGCAGAAUUAGGGUCACUGCACCAGUCGCUGAACGGUCACCAGUAAAUGACUGCUUAAGAAAAAUAUCAAAAUAAUAACAGUGUAGAAUAAUAAAUUGUAAAUUAAUUGAUAUUUUGAAAUAUAUUUUUUAUAAACAUUUGAUUAAAAUAUAAUUUCUUAUUUAAAAAUGUCAUUAUAUUACGUAAAAAAGAGAAAUAUGAGCCGGUCAUUUACUAGUGUUUUUGGCAUUUUCUCACUUUUUUAAAUAAAACUUAUUUAUUUUCUUAUUUUCUUCGAAAUAUUAUGUAACAUUUUAAAAGAAUAAAUAUACAGCUAUUAGUAUAGAAUAAUGUAU